Hansenula ciferrii is the source of this 1275-nucleotide messenger RNA. RefSeq names its product Chitin synthase 1. The coding region runs from base 1 to 1275 and encodes 424 amino acids. The transcript has a single exon. The record is from RefSeq and is a predicted model, not a curated record. Lineage: Eukaryota; Fungi; Ascomycota; Saccharomycetes; Phaffomycetales; Wickerhamomycetaceae.
AUGAACGAUUCAAAUAGAAAUUAUCAGAAUCAAAACAUCAAUAUGAAUCCAAAUCAACCUUUGGACUAUGAUCAAUGGGUUAAUAGCUUGGGUAAUAUUCAAGAUGGUCUAUUCCAAAAUACUCCCUUAUCAAAUAGUAUAUUACAAAGUACAAUCAAUAAUAAUAUCAAUAACUAUGGUAAUCCAAUGAAUCCAAUGAAUCCAAAUGCUAAUCACAUCAAUUUUGGUGGUCCUAGUGGUACAAAUGGUUCUAGUGGUUCAUUUUCUGGUCCAACUGGUGCUAAUAAUAACAAUAACAACAAUGGGUUCAAUUUAUCUAUGGGUGAUUUAAAUUUAGAUUCUUUUUUCAAUUCACCUGAAAGAUUUUAUAGAGAUAUUAUUAAUGAAUCUCCUAUCGUUUCCAAAACUCCAAAUUUUGGAAGAACUCCAUUGAAAAAUUUAAAUAUAAAUUUUAGUACUCCAAAUUUUUUGAAAAAUAUUGAUAAUUCUCAAACAAGUACAACUCAAAAAAAUUUUACUCCAUUGAAAAAUCAAUUAUUUAAUUCAACUUCAUCAAAAAUUGAAUUAUUUGAAACUCCAAAAUUAAAUAAACAAAAUUCAACAACUUUAAAUUCUUCACCAACUACAAUUAAAAUUGGUUCCUCGGCAAUGAAACCUGAUGAAUCAAAUAAUGGUAAUGGAAAUAAUAAAUUAAUUCCACCUUCUCCAACUCCAAUUUCAAAAUUAAAUUCAAAUAAACAAAUUUCAAAUGUUAUUCCAUCUCCUUCAAUUCCAAAAAUGGGUUAUUUUAAGAAAACUCCUGAACCUAAACCAACAACUUCUAUAUCUUCUUCAAACAAUAAUAAAAAAUCAAAUAAUGGUCAAAAUAAAUUUCAAAUUAUAAUGACAGAUGUAAAUACAUUUGCAAAUAAUUCCAAGAAUCCAAAACCAAAAAAGAAAAAAUUACAAAGAAGUUCAACAACUGUAAAUACUUCAAAUAAUUCAGUUUCCAAAAAAAAUUCAUUAAAAAGAUCAUUGUCACAACCUCAGGGUAAACUAAUUAAAACUUUAACACCAACUCCAAAAAAUCCAUUAAAACCUACAUCAACAUCAACAAAUGAAUUUGAUGAUACUUCAAUUUCAUUUAUUGAAAAUACUUCAAUAAAUUCUUCAAUAAAUUCUUCAAUAAACUCAUCAAUAAAUUCUUCAUCAAAUAAUAAAAUUGAAAAUUUAUUUAAUGAUGAAAAAAUUUUAUCAGAUACAGAAAAAUUAUUAGAAAAUGAUAAAUAUUUUUAA